AUGGAACAAGAAGAUAAUCAGGGUGUGUGUGAACACCAGGACUCAGAAGACAAGGGGAUGGGCUCUGAUUUUGAGAACUCUGAGGACAGGGAAGAGGAACGAGAAGAAAGAGAAAUGGGCUCUAAUCUGCUGAAUGCAGACAAAAGAGAAGGCCACCUGGAGCAAGAGAUGUGCUCUAACCCACAGGAUGAAGCUCUAAGACAAAGCUUGGAACAGAGGGAAGUAGUGCCCAACACCUGCACAGGUGAGGAGGCAGCGCUGCUGACUGAGGAAGAAGACGCUCAACCUGGUGGAGCUGACUUGGCGAUGUUUCCAGGACUGUCUGAGUCCGACUGCAUAUCCCGGACACCCCGGGAAGAGGAGGAGAGUGCCGGGGAGAACCAGCUGGAGGAGGAAGAGGAGCGGCCGCCCGCUCCCGUACUUCCCUGGAGGAGGCACCUCUCCCUGGGGAGUCGGCACCGGAGUGACAAGCCUGCCCGCCGCCGCUUCCACCGGCUCCACCACCCCAUGGCCAUGGACCUCGGGGAGCUCGACAGCCUGGUGGCCAGCAUCAUGGACGCACCCACCAUCUGCCCCGACUGCGGGGAGAGCUUCAGCCCGGGCGCCGCCUUCCUGCAGCACCAGCGCAUUCACCGCCUGGCGGAGGCCGCCGCCGUGGCCAGCCUGGAGCCCUUCGGCUUCGCGGGGGAGGCGGCGGCGCUGCGGCCCUUCGCCUGCGGGGAGUGCGGCAAGGGCUUCGUGCGCCGCUCGCACCUGGCCAACCACCAGCGCAUCCACACGGGCGAGAAGCCGCACGGCUGCGGCGAGUGCGGCAAGCGCUUCAGCUGGCGCUCGGACCUGGUGAAGCACCAGCGCGUGCACACGGGCGAGAAGCCCUACAUGUGCUCCGAGUGCGGCGAGACCUUCAGCGUGAGCUCGCACCUCUUCACGCACAAGCGCACGCACUCGGGCGAGCGGCCCUACGUGUGCCGCGAGUGCGGCAAGGGCUUCGGGCGCAACUCGCACCUGGUGAACCACCUGCGCGUGCACACGGGCGAGAAGCCCUUCCGCUGCGGCCAGUGCGAGAAGCGCUUCAGCGACUUCUCCACGCUCACGCAGCACCAGCGCACGCACACGGGCGAGAAGCCCUACACGUGCAUCGAGUGCGGCAAGAGCUUCAUCCAGAGCUCGCACCUCAUCCGCCACCGCCGCAUCCACACCGGCAACAAGCCGCACAAGUGCGCCGGCUGCGGCAAAGGCUUCCGCUACAAAACGCACCUCGCGCAGCACCAGAAGCUGCACCUGUGCUAGGGCUGGGCAGAAGCAGGCUGCCUCUGGGAGCGUGUGGGGAGUGGGUGUCCUGGGGACAGACGCUAUAGAAAGAAGUGGGGGAGGGACAAUCUGAGAGUGGCCGGGGAGCCUUUUGGUUAGGGGGUCCUGAGGGGGAGGGUUGAGUAGGAGUUGUCCUUUCCGGGUGCCACACUUUGCCUGCCUCCUCCCCAGCGAGAUGCGCUUGAGACUGUGACUUCCUUUACACGUUGUGAGAGAGGUGAAGAGUGCGCAGGAGCAGCGGCGCUUUGAGGACCUGAGGAAGGGGAGAUGGGGGCGGGGAUGGGAACAGGAUGGCGGGGAGUAGAGUAGGUUGGGCUGUGCUGACCUGUGGGAAUCGGGAGAGGGUGUGGUUGGCGUGAGGGUUAUGGGGUAAAAUAAGACGCGGGUAUACAUCUAUCCUGGUCCUACCAGGUGGUAAGCUGGUGUUUGCCGUGUCCCCCCACAUCAGCGGUACUCCCACGAAAAGUAGGGGAACCUUGUCAAUCCUAUAAUAGGAUAUUUAGUGUAAUCUUCCCUUCCUUUCUCUGAGCCACAGUUAGCUGCUAUUUUUAGGCAUCCGGGGGAAACUGGGCAGAAAAGACCCUCAUUUCAAGGAGCAACCUUUGGGGUUUAGAAAUUUACUUAUAACUGGUUCUUGAUCUGGGAACUCCUGGUCCUGCUCUUGGUUCUUUGCUAGUUCUUUGAAAAUAUUCUAGCUUCAUGCUGGGUCUAGGCCGUCUACAUGCAUGACCGCCCCCGGCCCCCUGUGUCACGUGUUUGCUGCACCAAGUAUUUCAGGUUGCGCUUGUGGUCAUUUAAGUGCAGGUAAAUGGAACAAUCCCAGCUAUGUGUCCCUUUCCCAGGUCAGCUUGAUGGUAUGUUUCAAGGAAACCUCAGACCAUAAACAGUUGUCCCAGCGACCUGCUACAAAAAUCAAGUAGCUCAGAGUUUUGCUGGCUUUCUGUGAGAAAUUCAGGAAGACAAAGUGUUCACACGUUGGGAUGUGAGGCUCCUUUGUCUCAUUUGCCUUCAUUUGCGCCUGUGUCUCCCGUCCCCCACUAUCCCCCACCUCUAUCCAUAUUGAUGAGGAUCUAGUCCAAGUAGGAAUUUCAUUUUCCUACAUGUGGAGGCACAGUAGAAAUCUCAAGGCUUUACACAGGAGGGCACAGUCAGGGAGAGAUGUAAACACAAAAUUGCCAAAUAGCACAAGCAAUGAAUGUUUUCUGGGUGUUAUAUAGAUGCCAAAAUAGCACUUUUGUGUUUUCAAAGUGCUUUAUGCUUUUUAAUGGUUUUUAGUUGUUUCUCACAUCUUUGUGAAGUAGAUCAGUAUUAUGACCCCUGUGUUAGGGAAGGCCUGGGGACAGGAGUGUGUCAGGCUGUCCAGAAGACAGGCUGGCGACAGUAUGAAUAGGUGUGGCCUGACUUUUUGUGUUCUCCAGCUCAGCUGCUAGCUUCCUUUACCUGUCAUGAUUUAUAUAGUGAAAUAAGGACACUGAAAAUUCUUAUGCUUGAUGGAAAACUUAAGGGUAGCCUAGAAGGGCCAAAGAUGUCCUUAUUGACAAAGCUGGUCUUUGUCACCUAAUUAGGGUGUCCUGGCUAUGUUCCAUUUCUAGUAGGGGGCUUUAGUUAGAUGACUCUUGUAUAGAUUUCAUUUUCCUAUGCUGAAAAUCUCUCCCUUAGUUAGCUUUUAGAAGUUAGAGUUGUGGAAAGCAGUCUUGUUUUCUUCACUAGCAAUUGUUAUCCUAUACUUUUCAUGGAAGCAUCUUCACAAACUGUUGGACACAGUUGAAGAGGGAAAUAAAAAAAGCUACAAGACUGUUUUUACAGUUUUAGCAAAGUUUUUGUGGAUGCUAGUAAUUUAUACUUGAUCAGUUGUGUUCUGGCAAAGAACCUCUUGGGAAGCAUGUUUUUGUCGUUAUAAAAACACGUUUUUAAUAUGUCCUGAGAAUUUGGGGCUUGUGUAAUGCCUGCUAAUCUUGCCCUGUUGAUAAGUUUAUUGUUACUCACAAAUGCAAAUAGAUUUUUAAACUAUAGACAGUUCUGAAAGACACUAAUUCUUUUUUUAUUUUCUUUUAGUCAAGAAUAAUACAAAAUGUCCAUUAUUUAUUCUGACUUGUAGUCUGAAUACUGUGUUUAAGUACUGAAAAUAAUAUAGCCAAUAUGUAGGUGAUCUUACUCCUUUGUGGUUUUUUUCCCCCUGCACAUCUACCUCUUCUAGCUGUUUUAAGUUCUCUCAAGUCUGUGCCUAUGAAAUCUCAUCCAACUUUGAUUAUUCGUGGGUUGAUUAUCCACUGUAUGGGUUGUUUGGUCUUUUGCUGCCAUCGUUAUGCACAGUCUCAUCUGCAUCAAAUAUGUUACAUAUUAGCAACUUCAGAGAAAGGGUUUAACAGGGAGUAGAGAUUGAAGCUAAUGUAAAAAAAUUUAGUGGCAGUGGACAACUUUGGACUUCAUUUACUUCUCUUGUUCUUUCUAUUACCAUGGAUAAGAGAGACAACCACAACAUUAGUAUCUCUCCUAUGAGCAAUCUCUCAGCAGAAGAAAACAAUUCAAACCCAACACCCCACUCUCAUGGUGCAUUGAAAAUGUGAUUCCAUUUUUCUUACAAUUCUUCAGGGAACAUACCCACAUUAAGUGAGGUUAAAUGUAUUCAGAAGGUUGUUUCUUGUAUCUAGUUUUAGAAUAGUAGUAUAUCUUCAGCAAACCCUGUUAACUGUGGUUCACCCUUGAAAAUGUUAAUCUGAAGACUCCUUCCACCAACUCAUUCAGGAUGGUAGAGGCAAGUAUAUGAAUUGUUUCCUGGGGAGUUUGGUCAAGAGCAGGCUUCCUCUGCUGUCCUUUACUAAGCAAAACCUAAAGCAGUUUAAACAGGUUAAAUGGUUUUGAUUAAAUCUCCCUGAGUUGCAACAAGAUGAGACGUUAACCCCUUGAGCCAUGUGGUCUCUUCACAAUCAAGAGGCUGUACAUAUGUGAAAAAGUACAAAGAUCUGGUGUUCACAGACAAUCCACUGUGUUUCUGAAGUUUGUGCACAUUUUCCUUCACUGUAAUGUUAUUUUACAGCUGUUUGUAAAAUAGGGAAUAAUUUAAUGAUCCUAAAAGUAAUAGGUUUUGUGUGAGUGCGUGCUGUGUAUGUGAGAAUUGCCUUUUUUUCAGGUUGUUUUAUUUAAUGAUAGUUCCUCGGACAGCAUUCUGGUGUUCAGCAACCAAUAUGGAAUAUUUGUCAUUAAAUCCAUAUCAGUCUUUUACCAUGUCA
Galeopterus variegatus (Sunda flying lemur) is the source of this 4541-nucleotide messenger RNA. RefSeq names its product zinc finger protein 697 (gene ZNF697). Gene Ontology annotation, molecular function: DNA-binding transcription activator activity, RNA polymerase II-specific; RNA polymerase II cis-regulatory region sequence-specific DNA binding. Gene Ontology annotation, cellular component: nucleus. Lineage: Eukaryota; Metazoa; Chordata; Mammalia; Dermoptera; Cynocephalidae. The transcript has 3 exons. The record is from RefSeq and is a predicted model, not a curated record. Bases 1 to 1290 code for a protein of 429 amino acids. Gene Ontology annotation, biological process: regulation of transcription by RNA polymerase II.